Molecule: messenger RNA, 864 nt
Organism: Opisthorchis viverrini
Lineage: Eukaryota; Metazoa; Platyhelminthes; Trematoda; Opisthorchiida; Opisthorchiidae
Exons: 4
Coding region: 1-864 (287 amino acids)
Source: RefSeq, a predicted model, not a curated record
AUGUCCCAGAUCGUUUGCGAAAUUCAUGGGGAACGUGGAUUUCGUUCAGCCAUACGGAUCAUAUUUGCACCGCUGGCGAAACAUGGCGAGGACAACAUUACGGCACCAGCUGUCAGUCGUACCUCACUCGUUUCGGUCGAAAUGAUUUGCCGUUUUCCGGAAGCGAUCAUCGGAGGAAUUGGCAGUCAGAAGAAUCGAAUGAAGAACGGCUAUCCAAACAGGCGCGACGCGUUGCAACCCCAUGAAACCGUCGAGCCAGUCGGAAAGGGACAGAUCCCCUCAAGACAGCUUCGACGACGUCGUGACGUGAACGCAUGUGCCAUAGUAGGACUGGUCUUGUGGGUCACCAGCGUAUUCACCGACCAACCGGUAAAUGUGACCACCUGGAUUCAGGGAAAAUUUGUCCCCUUUCCCAAUGACUGCAUAGUUGGCGUUGUGAUCGUAAGAAGUACCACAUCAUUAACCGCGGGUUUGGAUAAAUACCGCGGGCAACAGCUUGAAGAAUAUGACAGCAAGGAAACUAAUGAACUACGUGUGACGUUAUCAUCCUACGACCGGUUUCUUACCAGUGCUUGUGUGAAGUGUUCCGGUGGUCUCGAAUUAGUACAUACAUGGCUAGAGGGACCGGUGGAUAAAUUUAUGUCCACUUGUGGAGUGAAUUCUACCCAACUAGGUAUGAAUACCUCCUCGGAGGAUCGCUAUGCGGUAAAAGAACAACUGAUGAAAGAUUCACGCGGAAGGAGCAACGCACCACGUCAACCUCAGUUGUCCGAUUCACAUAAGUUGGAAGAUAGCAGCCUUCUACAAACUGUCCCUUGGCGUGCGGGACAUCGCACGGCAACCGGAUCACUAUCUCCAUCGUGA